Tinamus guttatus (white-throated tinamou) is the source of this 466-nucleotide messenger RNA. NCBI's taxonomy places the organism in Eukaryota, Metazoa, Chordata, Aves, Tinamiformes, Tinamidae. The record is from RefSeq and is a predicted model, not a curated record.
GGGAAAUACACGUUCGCCGACGGCCUCGAGUACCAGGAUAAAAACUGGCACUACUGCGACGGCUACGACAGGAGGUUUUACACGGAGAUCUGCUCCGGUCUGAAACCGGCAGGCAUUUCCCAACUUACAAAUUUGGAUCCUCCUAGAAAAAUCCCGGAAGGAUGUUAUGACUGUGGUGAUGGAUUCUAUAAUCCUGAGACCAGAGUUAUCAUUGACUACAAAUUCAGAUUUCUAAGAAAUGCAGAUGACGAAGAGCAUGAAUGGAUCGUUCGGACCUGCCGGAAAGGUUGAGAUAAAAUAACUGGAAAUAAAUCUAAACAAUGAAAACAGCUUUUUGCUAGAUGAUACUAUUACAAAAUAGGUAAUUUGAUUCGUGAUAAGUCUAAUUUGUCCAUGUAGAUUUAUAUCACUUUUUUCCUCUAUGGGAAUAUCAUCUUUUCUGUCAUCUUUGUCAGCUUAAACAAAA